GCCAUCCCUUGCCUCGCGUUUUCAAUUCCGUCGCCGCCUCGCUCGGCGGCUAUUUCACCUCAAUUCCUCGCCGCCGCGGCGUCUACGUCGAUCUCCUGAUCUCUUCUUUCGAUUCUGGUGGUCGCCGCAUGCGACAGUAUUGCCUCGGCGUUCUCCUCGUUUCUUCGUGUACUGGAUGUGCUGCUGCAGACGAAUGCCCUGUGCAGACAGUUUCUUCGCCUUCCUACUAUCAGUCGCCGGUGGCCGGCGAGUCUCUAGUAGUUUCUACGAAGAUAAAAGGACGACUCCAUCCAGGCAUCGAGGUGGUGUCCUUUGUUUUUCUUUCGUCUCGUGGCGGUAAACAUGAACGUACGGCAUUUGGAAGCUUUAUGGGGAUGCAUUUGUAAAUUUGUAGUGAUUUGUGAAGACUUGACAUGUAGUUGUUACCUUAAUGGUGGUAGUUUGGAUGUUUUCUUCAGAGAUAGCAUAGCUUUGGGCUGUGUGCUUUGGAGAAAUGGAAGGAACAAUAAGUGAAGAUGAUGGACUGAUACCGGAUGGAAGUAUGGAUCUCAAUGGCAACUCUAGUGAUCCUCAAAUGGAUUUAGCUCUUGGCGCUCUUGGCAUUGAGCUAAACUUGGAUGGAACUGACCUCGGGGAGCCAUGCAUUGGAAUGGAGUUUGAGUCUGAUGAGGUUGCAAAAGAGUACUACAUUGCUUAUGCUAAUCGUAUUGGUUUUGGAGUUCGCAUGAACAAGUCACGUCGCUCAAGGAAGGAUGACACUGUCAUCAUGCGCCGCUUUGUGUGCACAAAAGAAGGGUUCCAUUCUAAGAGGGUAAUCUAUGAUGAUGGCAAGAAGAAGAGAAAGCGAGGGACAACAAGGGAAGGUUGCAUGGCAAUGAUUGAAGUGAUCCGUAAGGAUCAUGGUAAAUGGGUUGUUACAAAGCUCAUCACUGAGCACUCACAUGUGGUGGCAUUUCCUGAUAAAGCUCAGCCUCCUCUCAGUAAUUCAGUUAUCCAUAAUAACUCAACCUUGCUUAAUGCAGCAUCCAGUGGAGGAUUUAGUAAUUUGAAAAAUUUCAGUAGAGGAAUCAGAGUCAAUCCGUUUGGGGAAGGAGGCGAAGCACAGGGCCUUUUGGAAUAUCUGCAGAGAAUGCAAGCUGCAAAUCCUGCUUUCUUCUACGCAAUUCAAGUUGACAAUAACAAUUGCAUGACUAAUGUCUUUUGGGCUGAUGCUAAAGCUAGGAUGGCUUAUCAGUACUUUGGUGAUGUCGUAACAUUUGAUACGACAUAUAAGAAGACAAAGUACAUGAUGCCAUUUGCGACGUUCAGAGGUGUGAACAAUCAUCAACAGAGUGUCACUUUUGGCUGUGCACUUCUUAUGGACGAAACUAAGGGAUCGUAUGUCUGGCUAUUGGAGACCUGGCUCUCAGCUAUGGGAGGACGCCACCCAGAGACGAUAGUUACUGAUCGAGACAAGGCCAUGGAAGGAGCUAUUACAAGGGUAUUUCCUAACACCAGUCAUCGGUUUUGCAAUUGGCACAUACUGAGUAGGUGCAAGCAGAAGCUAUCAGAUGUUUAUUCAAAAUAUGCUACCUUAAAGACUGAUUUAAAAGAAUGCAUCAACCAAGUUGAAACUAUUGAUGAGUUUGAGACUCGAUGGGAGUUCAUUCUUGACAAGUAUAACCUUUGGGACAACCCAUGGCUGCAAUCAUUGUACGAAGUUCGCCAUCAGUGGGCUCCAGCUUACCAGAGGGGCAACUUUUCCCCUGAAUUAUCUGCAUCUCAGCGAUCGGAAAGCUUGAACAAAUUUUUCAAGAGAAACUUUAAUUCAAAAACAUCCCUACUUGUUUUCAUUGCACGAUUUGAUCAAGAGAUGGCAUCUGCAUGUGAGAAGGAAGCUCAAGCAGAUUUUGCUGCAGCCUAUACUAGACCACUACUGAAAACCCCGUCACCAAUCGAGAAACAAGCUGCUGCUGUCUAUACAAAAGAAAUAUUUGAGAAGUUUCAGGAGGAAUUUAUUGAGUCGUUAGGUUAUUAUGUUAAUAAGAUUGAGGAUGGUCCUAAUAUUAAGUAUAGUGUGAUCAAGGAGGAAGAAAACAAUAGAACCUACUUUGUCCACUUCAACGAACCUGAUAAGACUGCAAAUUGUAGUUGUUGCAAGUUUGAGAGUUCUGGGAUAUUAUGCAGGCAUAUUUUUAGGGUUUUCUUUACUGUUGGGGUACAUGUAAUCCCAGAAUGUUACAUCUUGAAACGAUGGACUAGGAAUGCUGCAAGCACCGAGCUACUAGAUGAACGAGCUAUUGAAAAUGGAUCCAACUUCCAAGAUUGCCUACUUGCUUGGUACAAUGAUCUCUGUGUUGAUGCCGUCAAAUAUGGAAUUGAAGGCGCUUUGUCUUCUGAGAUAUACAAGGUCGCUAAGGCUGCACUUCAGAAGGCCUUCACCGAAGUAGUCUCUGCAAAAAAUGCACAACGGAAGGGCCAGCAGAAUAUGCAAAGAUUUGCGCGUCUUCAAAAGAUGCAAUUCAAAAUGCCACUCCCGAAACUGCAGGCAAAGAAGACUCCUGCAAGAUCAGCUCAAGAGGAUGGCGAUAGAGAUAAGAGAUGUGAUAAAGAUGCCUCUUUGGAUACAAGUGAUCCUGGUCCUAACGACGGAAUGCAGUAAACAGAGUUGUAGUUUUCAGUGAUGUUUCUCGAAAUCAUGUCAUAUUGGGAGAUUAGAUCAUACAGCUACAAACUCAACAACAUUUUGAAGUAUUCAGAAUGUUUAAAGUGCUACUUUUUGUAAUGAUUAGUGCUAGCUAACUUUCAAGUGUGUUGGAUUUGUACAUCUUUUCUCCUUGUAGUUUACUGAUCUCACAACAUGAGAUUUUACUUAUGGAGUUGCAAGAAAAGAAGUGACAUAUAUAUUUAACAAACAAAUUUUGAGGA
Molecule: messenger RNA, 2907 nt
Organism: Zingiber officinale
Lineage: Eukaryota; Viridiplantae; Streptophyta; Magnoliopsida; Zingiberales; Zingiberaceae
Product: protein FAR1-RELATED SEQUENCE 5-like
Exons: 3
Coding region: 494-2641 (715 amino acids)
Biological process (GO): regulation of DNA-templated transcription
Molecular function (GO): zinc ion binding
Source: RefSeq, a predicted model, not a curated record